Molecule: messenger RNA, 1392 nt
Organism: Argentina anserina (silverweed cinquefoil)
Lineage: Eukaryota; Viridiplantae; Streptophyta; Magnoliopsida; Rosales; Rosaceae
Product: coumaroyl-CoA:anthocyanidin 3-O-glucoside-6''-O-coumaroyltransferase 2-like
Exons: 1
Coding region: 1-1392 (463 amino acids)
Source: RefSeq, a predicted model, not a curated record
AUGAACGGUUCCUGCAGCUCAGUGAAGGUCAUCGAGCAAUGUCAAAUUUCUCCACCACCCGGCUCAGUUCCUACCACCCCUCUCCCACUGACAUUCUUCGACUUUGUAUUUCUCUUCCCUCGUCCCAAUGAAAGUGUUUUCUCCUUCGAGUUCCCUCACCCCCUUAACCAUUUCACCCAGUGUAUCCUUCCCAAGCUCAAAUACUCCCUUUCCCUCACUCUCCAACACUUCUUUCCCUUGGCCUCAAAUCUCAAAUGCCCUCCGCCACCCUCCAAGCCUUAUAUACAGUAUACCGCAGGCGGCUCACUCCCAUUGACAAUUGCUGAGUCCUCAGGUGAUUUCAAUCGCCUUACGUCCAACCGUGUAGAAGACAUUGAAGAAUGUCACCUCCUCAUUCCAGCGCUGCCACCUGCGAGCGUGUUAGAGGACGGCACACGUGUGGCGCCUCUUCUGGCGGUGCAGAUCACCGUGUUCCCAGACUCUGGGAUUUGCAUUGGUACCAACUGUGAUCAUGUCUUGGCUGAUGAGAGUUCAUUUCAUCAUUUUUUGAAGUUCUGGGCCUCUGUAUGUAGAGUUGGAGGAGCAGACGUUAAGAUCGAGUCUCUACCAUGCCAUAACAGGGGUUUGAUUAAAGACACGUUUGACCUAAAGAACAAGUUCUUAGAUGAUUGGAGACGCUGGUCUCCUAACAAAUCUGAGCCCUCGAGCACUCCACUCCUCAUUGGAAAAGUUCGAACAACUUUUGAGUUACGUAGAGAUCAAAUACAUAUAAUGAAACUCUGGGUCUCCAACUUGUUCGUCAAACUUCAAGGUUCUAAGCCAGCACAUAUUUCAUCCUUUGUGGUCGUAUGCGCUUUUGCAUGGGUUUCUAUGGUAAAAACAGAGGAGACCACUGAUGAUGACAUGCAAUGUCGCUUCAAUUUCGCAGCAGAUUGCAGAGACCGCCUUGGAUAUCCAUUGCCGAGAUCAUACUUUGGGAACUGUUUGUCACUUCGCUCGGCGCAAGCGAUGAAGAGUGAACUUGUCGGAGAAAAUGGGAUAGUUGCAGCUGUGAAUGCCAUCGGAAACAAUGUAAAGGAUUUGGAGAAUGGGGUUCUGAGAGGGGCAGAGGACUGGACUGCAGGUUGGCUCAGGGCAAAUAGUAAUCCUGAACAUUUUACCACUCUUGCUGGCUCCCCAAGAUUUGAUUUCUAUAAUGAGCUUGAUUUUGGUUGGGGGAGACCUAAGAAGUGUGAGGUGAUUAACGUUGAUUUCGACAGAUGUAUUUAUGUGAGUAAUAGUAGAGAUGACGAAGGAGGGGUUGAGAUCCUAUUGGCGCUGAAGAGGGAACAAAUGGAUUGCUUCAGUUCCAUCUUCAACCAAGCUUUGGAAUUUGCUGGUGUGGAAUCGUAA